AUGCCUCGUAGUGUGAGGGUCCGAUCUCGCGCGUCCGAGGUGGAAAGCCUUUCGGUCUUGAGGAAAGGCGAUUGCCUUCGUAAUUGUAUCAACAAGUACGAGAACGGCCUGUGUAAGGGAGCCAUGGCUGCAAUGAUGAGACGCAUCUACAUAGAGCCGCAUUGUACAACGUGA
Messenger RNA from Heterobasidion irregulare TC 32-1, 174 nucleotides. RefSeq lists its product as uncharacterized. NCBI's taxonomy places the organism in Eukaryota, Fungi, Basidiomycota, Agaricomycetes, Russulales, Bondarzewiaceae. The record is from RefSeq and is a predicted model, not a curated record. The coding region runs from base 1 to 174 and encodes 57 amino acids. The transcript is spliced from 2 exons.